This is a messenger RNA of Parnassius apollo (apollo), 795 nucleotides long. The record is from the annotation of a GenBank genome assembly. NCBI's taxonomy places the organism in Eukaryota, Metazoa, Arthropoda, Insecta, Lepidoptera, Papilionidae.
AUGAGGAGCAUAUUAGAAGAGUGGAUGCUGGAAACGCGCAGCAUGCCUCUCGAAAAUCGACCGCGAUUUCCCCGCAUUACCCUUAGCAAGCGAAAUCGGGCUGUCGUGCGGGCUCUUAACCCAAUGCUGGUGACCUAUUUGGAAGCCAGCCGGGACCUUUGCGAGACGGACUCAAUACUUUUUGGCACCGCACUGGCAGUAUGCCGUAUUAUUGGCGCCAAACUUCCCAUGGCUGGACGUGUUACUCAACAAAGUAGUGCCAUCCCAGCCUGGAGAAAAAGAAUCGAGGACCGUAUCGCAAAGGUAAGGGCCCUUAUCGGCAGACUGACAAGCUUCAGGUCGGGUAAUAAUAGACCGAGAGUUGUGCGCACCGCUAGAAUGGCGUUUGCUGGGACAAAUAUUAGUUUGUCCCAGCCGGAUAUCACACAGAAACUAACGGAGCGCAUAGAUGACCUGAAGCAAACAAUCGCUGCUUGGUGGAAGCGGAUUCGACGAUUUAGCGAGAGUUCAAUGCGGUUCAACCAGAAUCGUCUCUUCCAGAGUGAUCAGAAGAGGCUCUAUAAAUCAUUGGAGCGAUCAGAGGUAUGUGGAGCGGGCCCAGGAUCAGAUCAGGCUGACACUCUCGCAUUUUGGCGCGGCCUGUGGUCAGAGCCCGUAAAUCACAGAGAGAGCCCUUGGAUGGAAGUUGUGGCGAGCCAGAGUGCAAGUGUUACACUUAUGGACCCCGUCACCAUAACGCCUGAAGACGUGGCUGAGACAGCCUACGGACCGUCUCAGCCACGUCUUCAGGCCUAA